AUGGCAGAGCAGGGCUCAGACACUCAAAGUUGUUUUUUCUCCUCCCUCUCUCCUCUCCAGUCCUACUGCUCUGACCCCGGCCUGGUGCUGGACCUGAAGAAUCUCAUCGUGCUCUUUGCUGACACUCUGCAGGGCUACGGCUUCCCCGUGAACCAGCUCUUCGAGAUGCUGCUGGAGAUCCAGGAGCAGUACAGCGAGACCCUGCUGAAGAAAUGGGCAGGGGUCUUCAGGAAUAUCCUCGACUCAGAUAAUUACAGCCCCAUCCCGGUGCCAGAUGAAGAAGUUUAUAAAAAAAUCGUUGGACAGUUCCCAUUCCAGGAUGCUGAACUUGAAAAGGUAAAACCUUGGCCUGGGGAGAGGGGCCUGGCCUGGCUGCUGGGGCAGGGGAACCUCACACCCUUCGUGGGCAUUGAAAGAUUAAAAAAAUAAAACACCCAAAUCAACCCUUCAACCCAGAUAAACGG
Molecule: messenger RNA, 464 nt
Organism: Sturnus vulgaris (Common starling)
Lineage: Eukaryota; Metazoa; Chordata; Aves; Passeriformes; Sturnidae
Source: RefSeq, a predicted model, not a curated record